Molecule: messenger RNA, 1484 nt
Organism: Dunckerocampus dactyliophorus (ringed pipefish)
Lineage: Eukaryota; Metazoa; Chordata; Actinopteri; Syngnathiformes; Syngnathidae
Gene: atp6v0ca
Product: ATPase H+ transporting V0 subunit ca
Exons: 3
Coding region: 151-615 (154 amino acids)
Biological process (GO): proton transmembrane transport
Cellular component (GO): proton-transporting V-type ATPase, V0 domain
Molecular function (GO): proton-transporting ATPase activity, rotational mechanism
Source: RefSeq, a predicted model, not a curated record
GCCAUUUUCCCCUUCUGCACCGGUCCUCUAACCCGCUGUAGCCUGUAGCCACACUCCGUGUUGAAACCUAGCCGAGGCUGACGGUGGUAUAAAGGACAACGACAAGAUAACCGUCUCCCGUAGCUGCUUGGGCCCGUGAAAAGUACGAGAAUGUCGUCCGAAGAAAGCCCCGAGUACUCGCCUUUCUUCGCUGUGAUGGGAGCCUCCGCGGCCAUGGUGUUCAGCGCUCUAGGUGCGGCGUAUGGAACAGCGAAGAGUGGUACGGGCAUCGCUGCCAUGUCUGUGAUGCGGCCAGAGCUCAUCAUGAAGUCCAUCAUCCCUGUGGUCAUGGCGGGUAUCAUUGCCAUCUACGGGCUGGUGGUGGCCGUGCUGAUAGCAAACAACAUCUCAGAGAGAGUCACUCUCUACAAGAGCUUCCUGCAUCUAGGAGCCGGUCUGAGCGUGGGCCUCAGUGGUCUGGCGGCCGGCUUCGCCAUCGGCAUUGUAGGAGACGCCGGCGUGAGAGGCACUGCCCAGCAGCCCCGCCUCUUUGUGGGCAUGAUCUUGAUCCUGAUCUUCGCCGAGGUGCUGGGGCUUUACGGCCUGAUCGUGGCUCUUAUCUUAUCUACAAAAUAAGCGUGUGCAUUGGCACCAGUUCAUUCAUUCCACAUUGACGCAGCGAGAACAAAUAGAUUUUCACCAACUUCCAUGACACCAAGAGGGCCUGACAGGAUGGGAUGGCAAGCGGAAGCGUGUUGCCCUUGGACCUGGCAGUUUAGUCAUCAAUAGUUGUGAUCUGUCCAAAUUGUUUAAAGCCAUCCAGUUGUGUCAGGUGCGGUGUACAGAGCGGGCAUGAAGAUGUAUUGGUUGUUGUGGGAUGAUGUGUGGACAGUCUGCCUGAUUUUGUCGUCUGAUCUUAUCCUGUACAGUGGUCCAAGCGUCCCUCCACCCCUUGUAAAUGUCGUAAAUCAGUCUGUGCUGUGAGUAUCAACGUUCUUUGAUUUCUCUUUCAAUGGUGGUUUUGUCACUCUUAUCCGACACUGCCGCGGAAUUGUGCACAUCAGUAUUUUUAUUUGACUUUCAUGUUCUUUUUGGGGACCAUUUUUUUUUAAUCGCAGCAGUGAAGAGCUGUCAACAUCGUUUCUUUUUGCUAUUUAUGGAAAGCUUUGAAGAUUUUGACAUAAUGAAACAUGUCUAAAUGGAAUAAUGUUUAUGGAAUACCCUAUAUACAUUAAAAUAUAUAAAUUAUCUGUGUAUAGUUAGAGUAAUUGCACUGUUGGUAAUUGUUCUAAGUGCUUGAAAUUCCUCUGGAUGUAGUGUGAUUUAUUAAUGGGGGAUGUCCACAUGUUGAUAUGCGUUGAAAGUGUGCGCGUGACCUGAGUGCAUCAUGUGUGCAAGUGAAUUUAUGUUGAAUAUGGGAUCCUCAAACACUUGUUAACCUGUAGUGCUGCUGUCUUGAUUUUGUUUGUUUUAAGAUCACUGUUCAACUGUGCUUGUCAGAUUUC